UGCGUGUGUUAACUUCUUCCCACGGACGUGUUCUUCCUUCCACGGAAACUCUUGACUGUUCCAGUAUCUUCAACUGCCUCUGGAUACUGCCUGCUUUCCACCGCAAGUAUCCCACUUAGAGCAAUACCCUCAUUACUGCUGAUCAGCAUAAAAGGCACCUGCAUACUGCAUGCAAGGGUCAUAUCCUAUCCAUCUAUUGGUCAGCCCACCUACCAGGGAGGCCUGCAUCAACAACCGAAAUGGCGAACAACCAAUCUGUCCAUGAAGAAGUCAGCGAAGCAGACGUUCUUCGUGCAAUAACUUACCACCGCCGAGACUUCGAGUUGGCAGUGAUUAAAAUCAGACCCUCUGAAAUCGAGAAGUAUCUACCUGGCAUCAGAGAUGCAUUCAACCGUCCAUUUAAUCCAGCGAAGCCCGGCCUUUUGGACCACCUGCCGGUCGAAAUCUUCCACAAAUGUCUCCUGGGCCUAGACCUCAAGACUCUUUUUGGGCUUCGCCAUGUCAACGCCCGUACCCGCGACAUCGUCAGCACCUUCAAACCUUACCAGAAAGCCAUGAUGUACGCCCAAGAUCUCGUAUGUGCACUCCUCCGCACCGGUUUGGCAAAAUGGUACACCUUGGACGACGUCUUCGACGUCCUCCACACACGAGAGUGUACACUCUGCGGCGCCGACUUCGGCGGAUUCGUCUUACUUCUCCCUCCCAACCUAACCAGAUGUUGCUUUUCAUGUGUCCGCACGAAAUCCGAAGUUGGCCAACACGUCAUUGACCCGACCACUCGCCGCUUCCACUUCGAGCGCGAUUACGAGCUAAUCACCCUCUCCGAGGCUCACAAUCUCUAUGGAGUGAGCCCAGCAGUUCUGCGCCGCGAAAACGUGCCCAUUUUGAAAUCAAUUCCCGGGGUGUAUGGCUUGAAAGAAACGGAGCGCAAAAUGCGCCACUCGCUCGUGCACGAUAAAGCAGUCCGCGAGCUCAGCACCAAUCAUAAACGCGGCCUUCCCUGGUCGGAUACCUCUCGCCGCAGCGGGGAGAUGUUCCUGCGGUGGUGCAUGGCUACUAUUGCACUGCCUUGGGUGGAUCCAGAGACCGGGGAGAUUGAUCGUGGGGUCUCGUGCAGGGGAUGCCAAAGACGAUUUGAACAGAUCUCGUCUGACGAGAGAAGUUUCGGAUCGUUGUCUGCGCCCAGAGAUACGGUCCACUCGAAGUUUUGGUUUCUGGUGCAUUUUGGGGGUUGUCCGCAUGCUAAGAAGCUCUGGGAGGAGAGUAAUAAGGGGACGGUCAUGGUGGGGGAUUCGGAGUUUGUGCGUCGGGGUGGCUUUAUCAGAGACCGGAAAGAUGAUAUUGCCUUGAAGGUGGUUGCUAGGAAGAGUCCUAAUUCUAAGGUUGGAUAGGCAGGUUCGCUGCGGAGUUCUACUUGAUGGUGGAUUCAAACGACAUCUUGACACCGUUUUGGUCACCGUCGAGGAGUCGGCCGUUUGUGAAGGUUGGAUUCGAGUCAAGGGAGCGUGGUUGAUAGGCGUUGGAUCUUUUGCUGUGGUUGCGGGGGAUAUGUGGUGGCUAUCUAUGGAUAUUUGUGACUGGGCAAGGGUAUUGGGCUCAGGGAUAUCUACUUCCAAGAUGGACACUGGAACGGGUUAACAAUUGAGCUAUUGCUCUAUUGUACAUAAUUGUAAUCUUCUCAUUCUAGAAUGACAUUUCGCU
This is a messenger RNA of Aspergillus vadensis CBS 113365, 1701 nucleotides long. RefSeq lists its product as uncharacterized. The transcript has a single exon. The coding region runs from base 240 to 1391 and encodes 383 amino acids. The record is from RefSeq and is a predicted model, not a curated record. Gene Ontology annotation, molecular function: protein binding. NCBI's taxonomy places the organism in Eukaryota, Fungi, Ascomycota, Eurotiomycetes, Eurotiales, Aspergillaceae.